Messenger RNA from Trypanosoma cruzi, 972 nucleotides. RefSeq names its product mucin TcMUCII, putative. The record is from RefSeq and is a predicted model, not a curated record. Bases 1 to 972 code for a protein of 323 amino acids. Lineage: Eukaryota; Euglenozoa; Kinetoplastea; Trypanosomatida; Trypanosomatidae. The transcript has a single exon.
AUGGCGAUGAUGAUGGCUGGCCGUGUGCUGCUGCUGGUGUGUGCCCUCUGCGUGCUGUGGUGCGGUGCCGGAUGGGUUUAUGCGAAAGAUCUUGACAACAAUGCACAGGAAGGCUGUGUGACUUCGGGAGAGUUGAGUACGAAUUGCUCUCAUAUGCCGAGGGGAUGUAAUAAACCUGCGCUCAUGAUGCCUUUGCGUUCUGUUUUGUCUGUCGCUGCUGUUGAGGCCUCAAAUGAGCAAGAAGAUUCUAAAGUCAACACUGGUUCGGAUUUAACUUCGGGUGAUCGCUCUGAUACUGUUUCCGGCACUCUUGGCGGGACUGGUGUUGUUGAUGGCAGUAAAGUUGAUGGCAGUGAACCUCUACGUUUGGCUGUGGUGCCUCCUGAUAACAGUGUUGGUGCUCCUCCCCCUCCUUCCCCCGACGCUGAUAAGGAGCAUGAUGAUUCACUGCUUCCCAAGGUUGUGCCAUCCUCUGAUAAGAAUAAUCCUUCAGAAAAAAUUGUGCAUUCAGAAACAGCAUUGCCUGCAGGGACUGCAUUGCUCAACGAUGAGGCAAGUAAAGAAUCAUUACCCACAGUAAAACCAGCGCCCAAUUCUCAAGAAUCAACAGGUACGGUGAAGACUACGGAACGGGUUUCAGAAGAAAACCCCGAUGUGUUACAGGGACCAGAUACGGUCAAUGCGGGACAGAGUAGGAAAAAAACCGAUACGGAAAUAAAGCCACAUACGACAACAGCCACAACUGCGACAAAAGCACCAACCACGACGACGACGACGACAACUACAACUACGACCACUACCACUGCGCCAGAGCCACCAAGUACUACAACCACCACAAAUGCACCAACCACGACGACCACCCGCGCACCGUCACGACUUCGCGAAAUGGACGGCAGCCUCAGCAGCUCUGCGUGGGUGUGUGCCCCGCUGCUGCUCGCCGCAUCCGCGCUGGCGUACACCGCUGUGAACUAA